AUGUCAUUUAAAGCACAAACGUUCACGAAUAAAUCUAAUGGUGAAACAUUCACAAAAGGAACUUACAAUGGUAUAGAAGUCUUACGUAGAGAUAAGGAUGGAUACAUUAAUGCAACAAAGAUGGCAAGAGAAGCUGGAAAGUUAAAUCAUCUCAACAGAUUCCUCAAAAGUAUUAAGAUGGAGGUAAUAUUUGAGUUUUGGAUGAACGAAUACGGUGGAGCUGAAAGUGGCUCGACCGCAAAACAAGCAUUUUAUGAGCUUACAAAGGGUGUUAUGAAUGAAUUCAAAGGUAUUUACAUACAUCCUGACCUCGUUCAUUUUGUUGCUGAAUGGUGCUCGGUUGAGUAUGCAUGUUAUGUUAAAGAUAUUAUGGAUUCAAUAGAUAAUAAAGCUCAUGAAAUUUUAGAAGAUGAAAAACUGGAAGACACAACAGAAAAUGCAGAAAUUUUAUUUGAAGAAGAAGUUAGACAAAUUACUGAACCGCAGAAAGAGUAUGAACUAGACCAGUUGGAACAAGCUGAUUUAAUAAGAGAUUAUAAAGAAUAUGAACUCGCUAAGAUUGCAAUGGAAGCAGCAGAAAAGAAGUUAAAGGUAUGGGGGUCGUUAUGUACAAAAAUAUUAUGA
Molecule: messenger RNA, 624 nt
Organism: Trichomonas vaginalis G3
Lineage: Eukaryota; Parabasalia; Trichomonadida; Trichomonadidae
Product: KilA, N-terminal/APSES-type HTH, DNA-binding family
Exons: 1
Coding region: 1-624 (207 amino acids)
Molecular function (GO): DNA binding
Source: RefSeq, a predicted model, not a curated record